Molecule: messenger RNA, 651 nt
Organism: Aspergillus pseudoviridinutans
Lineage: Eukaryota; Fungi; Ascomycota; Eurotiomycetes; Eurotiales; Aspergillaceae
Exons: 1
Coding region: 1-651 (216 amino acids)
Source: RefSeq, a predicted model, not a curated record
AUGGAAGAUGCUCGUCGCAAGUAUCUCCAUAAUAAGAUAUUCAAAGCCAUUGUACCCCAGUUCGUUGACAGCAAGUAUGACCAUGGUCCGUUCAAGUUAAUUUGCGACGAUUUCCGGCUUGGAAAUAUACUCGUCAACAACGCACAGGAUCUGAAGAUAGUCGCCGUCCUCGACUGGGAAUGGGCUUAUACAGCGCCAUUUCAGAUGCUCUACUCGCCCCCGCGGUGGCUACUUCUGAAGAAGCCGUUUGAUUGGGACGAUGUGGAUAUUUCUAAGUACAAUUCGCUCCUUAAGAAGUUCGUUAACGUACUGGAGGAGGAGGAGCAGAAAAGAUCAGAAGGUCUCUCAAGGCCCAGUAUGGCGACCCUCAUGCACGAAUCCAUGAAGGACGGAAAAUUCUGGUUUCAUGAGUUGAUCUACUCUUGCUUCGAAUCGCCCGACAGCCGGGCUUGGACCGCUAUUCGACAGCUUCUACCUUCCAUUGAUGAGCUCGCGACAGUUCCCGGCCCUGAAGUUGAACUGUUCGUGAACAGCAAGAUGGAGCAGCUAAACCAGUAUAAUGUGGAAUGGGCGGCAAUGAAAGAGGAGAUCGAUAAAAAGGAGGCGGAAUUCCUAGCGCUGAAGAAGAGGGUAGAAGAGGACUCAGUUUAG